AUGGACCCCAGGAACCGGGCAUUCGCAACGGUGUGCCUGCUUGGGACGCAUUGGGGUGCUAUCCUGGUCAACUCGGCUGUGUAUACGGUGUUGCCGCAUGAGAUAGUGCUCAAUGGACAUGAACUCUGCACCGCUGGAGAUCCAGUUUACCUCAUUACCUGUUGCGUCAUCGAUAUCUUUGCGCUGGUCUUUCAGUCUGUCGGUAUCGGCUUUGCCUCGAACGUCGGAACGGAUUUUGACGUCGCCCAAGAGCUGAGCAUCUUACUCGUCGGGCUUUACAUCCAAGCCCUCGGCUUGCUUAUCUUGUGCUCUAUCGUCACUCCAGCCCUUCAAGUUGUGGCCCUUCUCCUUCUUCUCCCCACGGCUGUCCGUCUGCCUGUUUUCGCUAACGGGCUUGCCACGCCCUUCGCCCGCUCUCCCUUAACCUCCCUGCUUCUCAAUGACACAUACAUUCUCCUCUACCUCAUCCUUCUGACCGGUUAA
Thermochaetoides thermophila DSM 1495 is the source of this 483-nucleotide messenger RNA. RefSeq lists its product as uncharacterized. The record is from RefSeq and is a predicted model, not a curated record. Lineage: Eukaryota; Fungi; Ascomycota; Sordariomycetes; Sordariales; Chaetomiaceae. Bases 1 to 483 code for a protein of 160 amino acids. Gene Ontology annotation, cellular component: membrane. The transcript is spliced from 3 exons.